AUGGUCAUUAAAUGUGUAUUAGUCCGAAUCAUAUUAUCAAUAUUAGAAAUAAACCAAUUUUAUCGUCAAUUCUCUGACAUUCAAAGUCGGGUGAUCAAUAUCACAAGGUCGGUAGGAGAAGGAUUUGUGGUGGGAGCAAUGAAUAAAAUUUUAGUAGUCGCGGUAGGAGAAGUAAUGAUUUUAUAA
Messenger RNA from Diversispora eburnea, 186 nucleotides. The record is from the annotation of a GenBank genome assembly. NCBI's taxonomy places the organism in Eukaryota, Fungi, Glomeromycota, Glomeromycetes, Diversisporales, Diversisporaceae.